Molecule: messenger RNA, 4551 nt
Organism: Diprion similis
Lineage: Eukaryota; Metazoa; Arthropoda; Insecta; Hymenoptera; Diprionidae
Gene: Eps-15
Product: epidermal growth factor receptor substrate 15-like 1
Exons: 14
Coding region: 32-3208 (1058 amino acids)
Biological process (GO): endocytosis; endosomal transport
Cellular component (GO): cytoplasm; clathrin coat of coated pit; plasma membrane
Molecular function (GO): calcium ion binding; cadherin binding
Source: RefSeq, a predicted model, not a curated record
AAUCAAAGCUGCGUUAGUAUUCGAUGCAAGUAUGGCCGCCCUGCCGUCACCUACGCAGGUGGCUGGAAGCCACAGCGCCAUAUAUGAGGCCUAUUACCAUCAGGUGGACCCUAACGGGUAUGGACGUAUCGGAGCGAUGGAAGCUGCACGAUUUUUGAAAAAAUCCCAGCUGAGCGAUGUUGUCCUUAGCAAAAUCUGGGAUAUGGCGGAUCCACAAUCGCGCGGAUCAUUAGAUAAAUCCGGACUUUUCGUUGCGCUAAAACUUUGCGCCCUUGCUCAGGCAGGAAGUGACUUGAGCAUGGCAAAUCUCAAUAUUGAAACACUUCCACCAAAAAUGGGCGAAAUUCCAGUGAUACCCCAAAAACCAAAGCCUAUAUCUCCAGCGGUAAUAACAUCGAUGAGUAACGGGGACUGGUCGAUCAAACCAAGUGAACGAACAAAAUAUGAUCAGCUAUUUGACAGCUUGCAACCAGCUAAUGGAUACAUUCCAGGAAAUAAAGUGAAAGGUGUUCUUAUGGAUAGCAAACUACCUCUUGAUACUUUAGGAAAAAUUUGGGAUCUUGCCGACAUGGACAAAGACGGGAUGCUCGACAGGCAUGAAUUUGUCAUUGCUAUGCAUUUGGUCUACAAGGCACUUGAGAAAUAUGCUAUUCCCAAUGUGCUACCUCCAGAAUUAAUGCCACCAGGCAAAAGAAAAGACAUCAUGUCAGUUGCUAAAUCCCCGGUACCUCCAAUGGUUAGCGGACCACCGCCUAUUCCUCCCUUACCUACUGCACCUGCUCCCAGCAGUCUUGCCGGUCUAGAAUCUACAAAGCCACCAGCUGUUCAACACUGGGUCAUCUCAGCCGAAGAUCAAGCAGCUGCAGACAAACUCUUUGCGCAAGCGGACAUGGAUAUGGAUGGAUACGUAUCUGGGUCUGAGAUCAAAGAUGUAUUUCUACAGAGCGGCUUACCACAGACUGUUUUAGCUCAAAUUUGGGGUUUGUGCGAUAUUUGUCAAAGUGGUAAACUGAAUAAGGAACAAUUUGCUUUAUCGAUGUGGCUUAUUAAGCAACAACUAAGAGGCAAAGAGCCUCCUGCUACUCUAACACCUGAAAUGAUACCACCAUCUUUAAGAAAACUUACAGAAAACGUUGUGGAGAACAACAAUGUCUCCGGUUACUCUAACCCAGAGUUAGAUAUGAUAAGCAAAGAUAUUGCGGAUUUAGUACGAGAGAGGCACACAAUGGAGCAAGAUAUUGCACAGAAGGAAGCUGAUAUUAAGAUAAAAAAUGGAGAGAUUAAGAGCCUUCAAAGUGAGCUGGACACUUUGGCGGCAACUUUAAAACAGUUGGAAAACCAAAAAGGAGAGGCUCAAAAAAGGCUCAAUGAUUUAAAAGCACAGAGAGCUGAUGUAGAUAAAGAAUUGAGUGAGAUCGAGCACGAGAUUCGCGAGGAGCAAGACAAGGUAGAUAAACUUCGUCAGCAAGCGGAAGAACAAGAAUCCGUUUUACGCACGCAAGAAGAAGAGCUUAGUUCCAAAAGGCAGGAAUUAGAGGGUCUUAGAUUGGAAGAACAACAGCUUGAACAGCAACAAGUAAAGAGUAAAGAUCAGCUUAACGAAUUGACCAAAAACCUCCAGGAUACUCAGCUGCAAAUAAGUCAAGCAAAAGUAAAAAUCACUCAUCUGGAAGAACAGCAAAGGCAAAUGAGUGACGCUAUUGCGUUGUAUGAUUCAGCUCUGGCAGCUGGUGAUGCUAGUCUUGUCCCCGACACCACUCUGCGAUUUGAACCAGAAUUCCAAGAUCCUCAAUUCAAACUUGACGACGAUCAAAGUCCUGUAAAAGUGAACGGAUUUGAAGAUAAACACGCGGAUCCUUUCUCCAGUGCAAACGGACCAACCCAAUCAGGUAGUUUUAAUGGAGAUCCAUUCGCCUCGAAUAAAGCGAAGGAAGCUUUUAGUGCCCAAGGUGCUGAUCCGUUCGGAAAUUCAUUCAAUUCACAACCGUCGGCUGAACGAUUCCCGAGCGAUCUAUUCACCGCGUUUAAUAAUUCUGGUAACGAGAAACAGGAUCCGUUCGAUCCCUUCGGAGACGAAAAACGAAAUAAUUCCAAGUCACCUGCGACAGGAGGAGCGCAGGCCGUCAAGGAUCCCUUUGGUGACGAUCCGUUUGCAAAUCUGCACGCGCCGGCACGCCCGGAAAGUCCUAGUCCAGCUCUACCUCCUAAAAAAGCGAAACAACCUCCGCCAAGGCCAGCACCACCUAGACCUUCGCAGGGUCCUACUGCUGGACUUGGUGCAGGUCCAAUGCGCGCAGCACCUGCACCACCUACACCUUCGCCAACUCCAGACCCCUUUGUUAACGCGAAUUCUGACCCUUUUGCCGCACCAGUGGAAAAUAAUAACAACGAAGCUGCUUUUACUACUUCAACAUCUUCCAACGCAGGCUUUGCUGAUUUUGCCAAUUUCGAUGCAAAGCCAGAACCAGUUCCUAGUCGACUGGCACCGCCGAGACCAGCGAGCAGACCGCUGACAACAACAACAUCAGCGUCGGCACCUAAACUUCCAGACUUUACCGAAGAUCCAUUCCGAGACUACAGAUACGAGGAUCCGUUCAAUAUCACAGAUCCGUUUCAAGACGAAACAGAAGAUUCAAAUGCAAAUAAAAAGUCUGUCAGUACCGGUAAGCUCGAUCCUUUUGGCUUUGAAACUGAUACAAGGUUUUCCGGUAAGGAUUCAUUUCCAAAAGGAUUUGAUUCCGAUUUUUCAAACACAUUUCCUUUAACCAAAAAUAAACCCGAUAGCAAAAUAGUCAACAAAUUUGAUACAGAUUUUGGCAGCGCAUUUUCAGAUACUAAUAAGAAUACCAAAGCUUUCGAGGCUGAUUUUGCAAACAAUUUUGUUGAUCCAAAAUCAAAGACGAACGACAUCAAUGAUGCAUUUACAAGUAAAUUGUCUGGUGCUGAGAAGGUGAGUAAAAAGUCUGGCUUAGAUCUCGCACACACUUUGAAAGAUAAGCUAUCAUUUGGGGAUAAAAAAAAUCGUAAUAACAAAACGUGGAACGGUAACGGUGGAUCUAUUAUGUUAACCGAAGAACAACAAUUGGCAUUAGCUGCUCAGCAGAGCUUGCGAGCCGAAGAAGAAAGGCGCAGACGUAGAGAACAAGAAGAUGCAGAUUUAGCACUUGCCUUAGAACUUUCUAGACAAGAAAAAUCCGGCAAAUUUUAACUCGUAACAGCCUAUUAAAUCACUGUUUCGUUAUUUAUCAAAUUUAAGUACUGCAUUACUGAAUGUCCUUAGUUUUUGAAAAUAAAAAUCAAAGGGAAAAAAGAAUACGAAAUAGAACUUGUGCUGCUUUGUGCUCUUCGACAAAAGAAACCUUUAUGAUUUCGUUCAGUUAGUAUCCUCGAAGUUUUAUUGCAAUUUAAUAUGAACAAAGCUGUUCAAAUAUGCAAUGCGAUAUCAAAUCUCGAUAUUUUCUUUUUUAAUAAGAAAAAUACGAUAAUAUAGGAUUGAAUUUCUAUUGAUUUAUUUUCUUUCAUUUCACUCGUAUCUUUAGACGAACGGAUUUAAGAUCAAAGGUAGAUCUUUUGCAAUACGAUGACACGUUAAUAGAACUGCUGUGAUUAUUAAGUAAACAAUGGUGUAGAUUAUUCUGGCUCUGAAUUGAUGUGUGACGAGAACAAUUCAGACAUACAGACUCAUUAAAGAUGCCUUGUGAUCACGCUUUUUGAUUUGGGUUAUUUUAUUUUCAAAUUGACUAUUGAUUAGUUGAUCCGUCAGCAUUUCAUCACCGAGUACGUGAAGGAAAUUCUACCCACAUGUAUAACGUGUUAACAAUAUCGUUGUAAAAUUUCAAGGUAUUAAAUGUUGAUUUUGAAAAUCGGAAAACGAAAAAGAAACAGUUUCAAUUUGAAGGAUAUGAGAAGUCAUGACUUGCAAUAAGUUUAAAGGAAUCGAGGCAACACAUCGACUUGAAGAUGUAAUUUUUAUUAUAAAUAAGACUUUGGCGCCUAAGUAAAAACCUACCGUGCAAAUAGUAUCUGCCAGAGAGGCAGGAAAGAAAGAGUGGUAGAAAUUGAACUAAUGUUACCGAUGCCAUAUCAUUUUUGAUUAAUUUCUAACAGUGAUAGUGCGUGCGUAUUAUUUUAUGCUCUUGAAUCAUACGACACAUUAACCAAAUCUCCAAAGUUAUAUUUUUACGUUGAUCAUAAUGCCAUUCCCAAGGUAUGGACCACAAAGUGUGCAUCAGUGCAAAUUAUAGAAAAAAUAUGCAUAUAAAUAUUGAAUACAAAUUUAUCAAUAAAUUUUCGUUGCAAGCCCAAGUAUUACAAUUAUCCUAAUAUUAAGGUAAUCUUUCAUUUAUUAGUACUAUUAUUAUUAUUAUUAUUAUUAUUACUAUUACUAUUAUUAUUGUUAUGUUGAAUUCUCAAAUUCGCUAGGAAAUUUGGCCAAAUCAAAGCAAUAUAUGUUUAUAUUUCUAUUUGAACUACAUAAUAUGCAAAAUAAAAAAUAUCACUAAAGUGAGGUAAACUCACUUUUAUCAUCACGUACAGCAAGUUAUUAUCAUA